Heteronotia binoei (common prickly gecko) is the source of this 3493-nucleotide messenger RNA. RefSeq names its product gamma-glutamyltransferase 1 (gene GGT1). The record is from RefSeq and is a predicted model, not a curated record. Gene Ontology annotation, cellular component: plasma membrane. Bases 160 to 1878 code for a protein of 572 amino acids. Gene Ontology annotation, biological process: glutathione catabolic process; regulation of immune system process; regulation of inflammatory response. Gene Ontology annotation, molecular function: glutathione gamma-glutamate hydrolase. Lineage: Eukaryota; Metazoa; Chordata; Lepidosauria; Squamata; Gekkonidae. The transcript is spliced from 13 exons.
ACUAACAGACUGAAAUCUCUAAUCUAACAGACAAGAACAAAGGAGGAGAGGGUUUUGAUAUAUUUUAAAGCAGCAAAAUAACCAUCUGAGGAUUUCUAGCUGGCUUCCAGCUAACACCCCAUAAGCCAGUGGUUUUGCUGAUUUUUUUUCUUCAGCAAGAUGAAGAAGAAGCAUCUGUGGACUGGGAUCCUGACAGCAGUGCUCUUGGCUCUCAUUGUAUUCUUUGGCAUUUUCUUUGGGCUGCGCUCUAAGUCAUCUUCUGAGCAACAAGACCUGCGUGUCUACAAAAGGGCAGCUGUGGCCACAGAUGCAGGCCAGUGCUCUGUUGUGGGGAGGGAUAUUAUUCAGAAAGGGGGAUCAGCUGUGGAUUCUGCCAUUGCAGCUCUGCUCUGUGUAGGCCUGAUGAAUCCACACAGCAUGGGCAUUGGAGGGGGCCUCUUCUUCACUAUAUAUACAGCUGAUGGGAAAGUGGAAAUCAUUAAUGCCAGAGAGGUGGCACCGAAGAAUGCAUCUCUGAACAUGUUUGGCAACGACACAGACCUGUCCCAGAAAGGAGGAUUGUCCAUUGCCGUUCCUGGAGAAAUCCGUGGUUACCAAAUGGCGCACAAGCGGCAUGGCAAGUUGCAAUGGAGGGAGCUGUUUCUGCCCAGCAUCAAACUGGCAAAAGAAGGUUUCCCUGUUGGGAAAGGCCUGGCAGGAGCUCUCAAAAGCAAGGAGAAGAGAGUUGAAAGCAAUCCAUCUUUGUGUGAGGUCUUCUGCAAAGGAGGAAAAGUCCUCAAAGAGGGGGAGAUACUCAGACUGCCUAAACUAGCAAAAACCUAUGAGACAUUAGCCAAUGAGGGACCUGAUGCCUUUUAUAACGGGAGCUUAGCUCAUCAAAUUGUCACAGACAUCAAGAAUGCAGGGGGGAUUGUUACACUUGAAGACCUGCAGGAUUAUCAGCCAGUUCUAGAUGAAAAUCCAUUAAAUAUAACCCUUGGUGAAUUCACAUUGUAUGUGCCCAGCGCCCCGCUAAGUGGUCCUGUGCUAGCACUCAUCCUCAAUAUUCUGAAAGGAUACAAUUUCUCCAGCAACAGUAUCAAGACUCUGGAGGAAAAGGGCUUGACUUACCACCGCAUUGUGGAGGCUUUCCGGUUUGCCUAUGCAAAGAGGACUUUAUUGGGGGACCCAGCGUUCAUCAACAUCUCUGGGGUGAUCAGCAACAUGACGUCAGAGUCCUUUGCUGCUAACCUGCGGGCCAGACUCACGGACAAUUCUACCCAUAAGGUUGGAUACUAUGAGCCGGAGUACUACACUCCAGAUAAUGCUGGUACAUCCCACCUCUCCGUUGUGGCUGAUGAUGGCAGUGCUGUGUCCGCCACCAGCACCAUCAACCAAUACUUUGGGUCAGAUGUUCGUUCCACUGUGUCUGGAAUUAUAUUUAAUGAUGAGAUGGAUGACUUCAGCUCCCCUCUAAUUAUUAACGGCUUUGGGGUUCCACCUUCGGCUGCCAACUUCAUUGCCCCAGGUAAGCGGCCUCUGUCUUCCAUGUGUCCAGCCAUUUUGGUGGAUCAGAAUAACAAUGUCAAGAUGGUGGUUGGUGCCUCUGGAGGGACAAAAAUUACCACAGCAACAGCAUUGGCAAUCAUACAUUCCCUUUGGUUUGGAUAUGAUGUUAAAAAGGCCGUGGAAGCACCACGAGUCCACAAUCAGUUGUUUCCUAAUGUUACUGAACUGGAGGAGGAUCUGGAAAAGGGAGUAGAAGAAGAGCUAAAGAAAAGACUGCAUGAGACUGAACGGGUCGAUGGGGGAGCUGUUGUACAGGCCAUCCUCAGGACAGAUGGGGGAUGGACUGCAGCAUCAGAUUCCCGGAAAGGGGGAUACCCAGCAGGCUACUGAAUUUGUAUUCCAGUUGCUUCGAUGCAUCAUGUACUGAACUGUAUAUUGCGAGAACCUCUGGAGUCCACUGAGAUAAAUACAUCCCCAUCCCCACCUCCUAGAGCUGUGGUCAAAAAACUGUAUCCUCCAGGUUUCAAAAUGUUACCGAUAAGCCUCAAAGCAACCACAAGCCCCAAGUAAUUAAUAUAAACUUAUCUUGUAAUAUCAAAGCCUUUAGGAAAGUUCUAGUUUCUUAUACUGUUGCUGAGGGAAAUAGUUAAAAAGAGAUGGCUGUCCACUUGUGGAAUUAAGGAUUACUUAGACCCAAAUGACUUAUUAUGCACAGCAGAGGGCUAUCCUGCAUCAUUUUUGUUUUGGACCUAUAAAGGAUACCCUUUCCAAUAACUCAAACAAUGCCAUUGAAUAAUGGGACGUUGGUAUGAUGACAAAUGAAGAGAACGUUGUCCCAGAAGUAUGUCAAAAUAGAUUACAAGACAUUUACUGAAACAAAACAAAAGCAAAUGUUGAAAAUGAUUUUGAUUGAGUUGCAACAGUUUGACAGAAAGAAACUAGAAUUUUGUGGAUACUAAUACCCGUUUUAUUCAUAGGCAAGAAAACGGUCACCAAAACUUAGCAGGGGUUGUACUAGGGUGAGAGCUUGGUUGUAAAAAUCAAAAGUGUUUGACUUACUAAUGCCUGAAGCUUUCAGGUCAGAGCUUUUAGAAAAAGCCCCUUAAAAAUUGAUUUCUACCUCUUAGAAUUUUGAUUACAGCUUUAAAGAAAUAGUGAAAUUUAAUUGUACAGUGUGGUAGUCUGAAUUACACAGGAAACCUUUCUUGCCAUUAUUUGGUGAAACUGCACGGCAAAAGUGCCUCCUGUAAAAUCAUUUCCUCCUAUAAAAUACUAUUGGUUUUGUACAGGGAAGUGAACAGGACAUACCUGCAUUAUUUUCUACAUGAGACUAUCUGGUCAAAUGAGAGAGCAUUUUUAAUAAUUGCCCAGGUUAUAGUUUAAUAAUUCCAUUGAAGGUCACUGAAUAUAGAACUUUGUGCUUAGCUCAUUUAUCUCCCCAGCAUGAUGUGUGGAAUGUCUGGAAGAAUAAACGUACCAUCCAUCCAGAGAGAGUUCAGUCUCCAAAGGAAGAAAAUAAGAGAUGUAGUGCCUUCAAAGGAAACUGGGGAAAUUAUUAGGUCUCUAGAAGUCUUUAGGAAGUAUAAGAUGGGUUUUCCAAUGAGAAUUAGAUCAGAAUAUCUCAAUUCCUUGAUUUGUAUGCAACCAUAAUUUUUAGAAGACCAGCUUAAAACAGGCAGUAAAGAAGAUUUUAACUAACUAGCGUUCCUACAGCUACUUGGAGCUGGGCAUUAGGGUCUGGAUUUUAUUAUUUUCUAAGUCCUUUAAAAUACUAUACUUCUACUUCAAAACUUAUAGGAUGCAGACAUAAAGAUAGGUGUCCCUGAGGUUCUACAAAUGGAUCCUAUCAAAAGUGUGUUUCUCUUAUUGUGGCUGUCCAACAAGUUUAUUUUCUAUUUAUUGGAAUCAUGAGAAUCAUGGGAAAGAGAUGCUGCUGAAUGCCCUAAAUAUACUUGAAUGGCUUUUAAAAAAAAAUCUAUAAUAAAUAUAUAUAUUUUUAAAUUGC